Molecule: messenger RNA, 2459 nt
Organism: Eleginops maclovinus (Patagonian blennie)
Lineage: Eukaryota; Metazoa; Chordata; Actinopteri; Perciformes; Eleginopidae
Gene: bmp15
Product: bone morphogenetic protein 15
Cellular component (GO): extracellular region
Molecular function (GO): cytokine activity; growth factor activity
Source: RefSeq, a predicted model, not a curated record
GUCCAAGUCAAGUCUUUUCUCACUGUUGAUCAAGCAAGUCACAAAUCCUCAAUCUGGCGAUUUAAAUCUGACUCGAGUCAAGUCACUAGACUCGAGUCCCCCAUCUCUGGUCACGUGGCUCCCUUACGCUACUUUCGGCGUCUCGCGCACACCAGAGGGGUAAUUGGGUUCGCCGUCAAUUUCAGGAAGUUGAUUGUCAUGUCUAAAACGGCCAGAGGCCAGGCGAGCCUGUAAACCAGAGAAGUUGCUAACGUUAGCCUCGUUGGUGGAGCUCACUAACACCUGAGGUUUUUUAUAUAUUUAUCCAAAAAUGAAGGCGACCCGUGUGUGCGUCCUGUCCUGUUUUAUCUUCCUCUUGUACUCCACCUGCACCGGGGUGUUGGCCGGCAAGAACAUGGCCUCCCAUCGCCCCACUCCGAAGCGCAACCGGCGGAGCCACCAGAACUCCUCGAGGCACAAAGGCGCGCACCACCGGCCGCUGACGCACGAGCAGAAAGCGGACCAGAACCUGCAGUUCAUGUUGAAUCUUUACCAGAGCGCUGCAGAGCCGGACGGCAGGCCCAAACAGCACCGGAAGUUCGGCUCCAACACGGUGCGUCUGCUGAGACCCUCCGCGUCGUCGGUGCACUAUCUGCCGGCGUCCAGAGAUUACCACUACAGCUUCACAGUCCAGUACAACCUGCACACUCUUCCCUCAGAGCAGCUGAUCAGAGCCUCCUUCAUCCACCUCCGCUCUUCCCCCUCCUCCUCCUCCUCCUCCCCGUCUUCCACGAACAGGAGCUCCAAACAGGCCUCGGAACCACCGCGCUGCAAGGCUCAGAUCACCUCGCUGGGCAAAGAGAGCCUGGUGACCCUGGAGCCCCACGAGCGUUGGUCGGAGACGGACAUCACGGCGCACCUGCAGCAGAGGAAGCAAAACGGUGAAGAGGGGCACCUCACCCUCACCGCGCAGUACUGGUGCACCGAGCCUUGGAAAGUGGACGGCAGGUACUCAUCGUGGUGGUUGCAUCUUCGAGGGAGGACAAGAUGGCGAGGGGAGCUUCACCUGGAAGUCCCGUCUCUUCUUCUGUACCUGGAGCAGGAGCGGGAUGUGAAGGACUACAUGUUGGAUGCCAAAGGUGAAGACAUCAUGAAGCGACUACAUCACUGGCAUCCUUCUUUCCACCGCCAGCGCCGCUCCAAAGAGCUCCCGUCUUCGGACACGUCGGUGGAUAUCCUGAAAAGUGCCCCUUCUUCCUCCUCCUCUUUCUCCAACGCCCCUUCUUCAUCCGCCGACUUCCCCAACGAGAAACGCAAAUCCGGCGCUCCCAAGAACCACUGCAAGCUGCACUCGUUCCGCCUGUCCUUCGACGCGCUCGGCUGGGGGAACUACAUCGCGCCGCCGGUGUACAACCCGUGCUUCUGCCAGGGGAACUGCCCGAGGCUGCUCACGUACGGCUACCACUCCCCGAGACACGCCAUCAUCCAGACCAUCAUCAACGACCAGGGCGGGGAUCUGCCGCCUCUGUCCUGCGUGCCUUUCAAGUACAUGCCCAUGAGCGUGCUGGUGGUGGAGAAGAAGAGAGUGGAGUACAAGGAGCUGGAGGACAUGGUGGCCGAGUCGUGCACAUGUCGCUGAAGACUCGCAGUGAGCAUUAAAAGACUUUAAAAAGAGAGGGGGGGAGGGGGGGCAGAUUUGGUAGAUCAUUCGUUUGAUCCACUAACCAUAAUGAGCUAGAGACUGAUGCAGGAAGUCGUUGUGGUUUCAGAUCCUCCCCGUCCCUGUGAAGCACUUUAAGGAGCAGCACUGUGAAGAGCAAUAUUUAUAAUGUCACUUUUGUAUUUUUCCUAGGGAGCUGGAAGCAUUUUAAGCUACUUGAGUGUAAUUUAACUAAGCUAAACCUAGCUUCCAGGGUAACACGAUUCAUUUUACUACUACAGUAACGUGACGCAACAUCAGGGGUACCUAUUUUAAGAAAAAUGAUCCAUCAUUGUCUAACUUCAAAGCCAUAUAAUGCAAAUUAUUAUUUUUUCUUGUACCUGUUUGUAUAUUCCUCUUUCUGUAUUGUUCUUUUAUAAAACCUGGUCUGCGAUUCUCACAAAGAAGCCGCAAAAAAAAAUGUAAAAAAUCAUUUCUGGAUAUAAUGUGAUGGCACUGAUCGAGGCCACUGAGUUUAUACGCUAUAAAAAAGUAUUUUAAAGGACGAGGUUUCUGUUAAGGCCUUGUGACGUCGCACUUUUUGCUGUUUACAGUCAGAACCUUUCCAUUUUUUGUAUGUGUAUAUAUAUAACGGAGGGAUCUCCAAAAGUAAAAAAAAAGGCUGAACUGUCGUAAAAAAAAACAUAAAAUUAAGGGUGAAGAAAAUAUAACUGUUGAAUGUUUAUAACGACUAUCGGUAAUGUUGGAGUGGAAAGGAAUGCAAUUUUUAUUACCAGCGAAUAUGAAUUAUGAAAUAAAAUGCAUGUUUUCUAAAACCUAA